AUGGCGUCAGAUCCUACAGAUCUAAUGGAAGUGUCGUUAGAACCAGUUGGUCUAGUGUCGAUAGAAGACCCAGUAUCUUUAGAUGGUUCUGCUGUAAUAUAUAUAGACAAUCAAAUGGCAGUAGAUCAAACGGAACCCAUGAUAGUGUCACAAGAAGAUAUCGACAAUUCAAUAUUGGCACAAGAUAUCGACAAUUCAAUAUUGGCACAAGAUCAACUUAAAUCAGAGUUACUGGAAGAUCAAGUCACAAUGAAACUGGAUGAUCCAGCUACCACGUCAACACUGGAAGGUCUAGUCACGGAAGCACCAAUAGAAGAUCUAGAAAAAGAGUUGAAUUCUGUACGAGAGGAAUAUGUCCGUCUUCAGGAUCACCUUGCCGAUAUAGAAUUAAAAUAUCAAUCAGCGUUAGCCAACGAGAAGGAAGGAAGAGGCAGUCAGUUUUCCACGGAGUUACAGACUGUCGUAGCAAAUCUUUUCAACUGUGAGAAAUACAGUGAUGUUCAAGUGUUAUUAGAAGAUGAUAAAAUAUUUUAUGGUCACAAGUUAAUUUUAGCAGCUCGUAGUUUAUAUUGGGGUGUAACAGACCUGUCUCUAGCCCCUUCCAUUGAUUUUAAACAUGUAAAUAACGAUGUUGCUAUGGCAGUAUUAAAAUGGAUUUAUACAGAUGAUAUUGAUAUAGAAAAUGUUUCAGUUGAUUUUCUCAUGGAAUUACUCAAAGUUUCUUCUAAAUAUCAUUUAGAGACCUUGUUUACUAGGAGUCAGAAGAUAUUAAUUACCAGAAUAACAACAGAAAACAGUCAAAAAUUAUAUCGUCUAGCUAACGAACUUCCUUCAACUACUCUUAAAAACCAUUGUCUUGAAUACAUGACUCGAGGCAAGGAUGGUGUGGUCAUUGUGACUGAUGAUCUUAGUGGAAACAGUCCUAUAAAAACUUCCUCUACCGACCAGUUACACUGUGAUGUCUGUAGUAAAUCAUUUACAACACCAGCCAAGUUAAAACGUCAUCUAUUAACUCAUACUGGAGAGAAAAGGUUUAAAUGUCCAGUAUGUGGGAAAGGUGUGAUGGAAAAAACAACAUUAAAGAAACAUCUACGAUCACAACAUCCUAAUGAAGAUUUAGAGGUAGAGUAUUCUUGUUCAAUUUGCUGUCGACCUUUCACUGAUGAAGAUGAACUUCAAAAACAUAAAAACUUGCACUUGUUAGACCCCAUCGACCAUGUCUGUAAAUUCUGUUUCGUUAAAUUUCCAUCCCAUAGUCAACUUCAACGUCACAUGAUUGUUCAUACCAACAAAAAACCGUUUGGUUGUGAUGAAUGUAUGAAAAAAUUCACCUCAAAAUACUCACUGGAUGAUCAUACUCGUAAAUUUCAUCCAGACCUAGCGAAGACUCUUCCACCCAGACGGCAGAAUUCUAAAACUGGUUUAGACAAGUUGAAAUGUGAUUUAUGUGACUUGAUGUUCCGAUAUGAAAAACGUCUGGUUGUUCACAGACGAACUCAUACUGGAGAGAAACCAUUACAAUGUGAUGUGUGUAAUAAAUGUUUUACUGGUAAAAAUAGUUUAAAUUAUCAUCUUAAAACUCAUCAGGAGAGAACUAAGAAAUGUGAUGUUUGUGGGAAAUGUUUUUAUUUAGAAUAUCAACUGAAACUUCAUCAACGAAUUCAUACAGGAGUUAAACCAUUUCAGUGUCAACUAUGUGAACGUACGUUUAGAUUUCGUGAGAGUUUAGUUGUCCACAUGCGUAUUCAUCGAAACGAAAAACCUUUUGUUUGUGAAGUUUGUGGUAACUCUUAUAGAACACAAUGGCUAAUUAAACGUCACAAACGAACUCAUACUGGAGAAAAACCUUAUGUUUGUGAAAUAUGUAAAAAAGGUUUUACGAGUUCAUCUAUUUUAAAACGACAUAAACUCAAUGUUCAUAAAACAUCUGACGCCAGUGUUAAUACUUCUCAUAUUAUUUCUAACCAAUCAGGUGGGGAGUUCUCGAGUUUAAAUAUUUCUACAGAUCAGUCAGUCACAGAAUACACUAAUGUACAAAUACAAGACCUGGAUUUCCAUUCAGCGGAAAUUAAUCCUGACGUAGAAGAAAGUAUAGUUGAAAUACCGUACGGAGAUCAACCAGUUGAAAUAGUAAAAAGUGAAAACGAUGAGGUGUCUGAUGAAAGUGGGCGGUUAUCUGUAUCAUGUGACAGUUCUAUAACAGAAGAUCAACUUACGAGUCUGGAGAAAGGAGAAUCUCCAAGUUCAGAAAAAUUAGCAAAGAAUCAAGUCAAAUGUGACGUCUGCAGUAAAAGUUUUUACUCACUGCGGCAACUUAAAAAACAUGUGAACACUAUACAUAAAGUUAAAUUUGAGUGUAAGACUUGUCAUACAUUGUUUGAUACAGAACGGAAAUUAAAUCUACAUCAAGUCAGUCACGAGAAGGAGAUUAUCUGUGAUGAAUGUGAGAAAGAGUUCGACACGGAACAAAAAUUACGACGUCAUAUUUUGUUUCAUCAUAAAAACGAUUUUUCGUGUAAUUUUUGUAAUGUAGUGUUCGAUACUCAUCAAAAAUUACGUGAACACUACGUCACCCACAAAGACAAAGUUCCAUUCAAAUGUCACUUGUGUAUUAAAAUAUUUUCAAUGGAAGACGACUUUAAAAAUCAUUUAGAAAAUGUCCAUAAGGUGGAAAAACCAGAAUAUUUCUGUUCUAUUUGUAAUAAACCUUGUGAUGAUGAAGUGAAAUUGAAAGAUCAUGAAAAACUACACGAUACAGAUGAGUCGGAUCAUAUAUGUAAAUAUUGUGGACGCGAUUGUCAAAAUCAUAGUAAAUUUCUAAAACAUAUGUUAACUCAUUUAGGUAUCCAGCCAUUUCCUUGUCGUCAUUGCUCUAAAUCUUUUGGUACAGACAGCUCUUUAGAACGUCACAAUAGAAGCUAUCAUGCCAAACUGGAAGGCUUGGAACCCACAUCAAGCAAACGAAAACCAAAACAACCAUUAAAAUGCUCAUACUGUGAGGAAACUUUCACGGCUCCAAAAGUGCUUCAAGAACACGAACGAAAACAUACUGGAGAGAAACCGUUUGAAUGUGACGUUUGUAAACAAACAUUCCGAUUGGUCGAUUCCUACAGAUCUCAUAUUAAAAUUCAUAAAGGAAAACCUCACAUGUGUGAUAUCUGCGGGGAUUGUUUCGUUCUGAAAGGUCAACUGACUCGUCAUCGUAGAAAACAUACUGGAGAAACACCGUUUAAAUGUGAACUUUGUCCCCGUGAAUUUAAAUAUUAUAAUAGUAUUAAAAUACACAUGUCAUCUCACACGGGACAUAAACCAUUAGUCUGUGAAACUUGUGGCAAAGGUAGUUUUACACAAUCAGAUUUUAAACGUCAUCUUAAAGUUCACACCAACGAACGACCAUUUACUUGUGAUAUCUGUCAUAAAAAAUUUAAAAGUACAAACUGCGUGACACGUCACAAACGUUUAACUCAUAAUAAGAUAGUGAAAGGGGAAAAAACAGACGAUUUUGAAAAUGGUGGCCAAAUUAUACACCUAGCAGACGACAUGAAUUCUAAUUCCCUAGUUACCACACUGCAGGUUUCUAACGAAGAUCCGACUAUACCCCACACGAUCUACGUGUUUCAUGAGAAAAAAUGUGAGAUGGAGUUAAAUCCGCCAAAAUACGGCAAAAAACCUUUCCAAUGUGAAACAUGUCAGAAAGUUUUAAGUUGUUUUCAAAAAUACAAACGCCAUAAACUGGUUCAUUCUAAAGAAAAACCGUUUAAAUGUUCUGAAUGUGGUAAAGGACUGGCUGAUAAUUCUAGUUUGAUUUAUCAUAAAAGAACUUAUCAUUCCCACGACAGCACGAAGGAAGUCCCGACUGAUUAUGUAUGUCAGGUGUGUGAUUUUAAAACUUCACGUAAAUUAGAUUAUUGUAAACACUUAAAAAAAUCUCAUCCAGACCUGGCAGCCAAUUUACCAAAUCAGAAGAAAUCUGGUUCAGAACAACACAGAGAAACUUGUAGCGUCUGUAGUUUGACUUUUGGAAACAAACGUAAGUUAGAAACCCACAUGAGAAUUCAUACUGGAGAAAAACCUUUUUCAUGUGAUAGAUGUGGUCAAAAUUUCCGUCGUGAAGAUUCGUUUAAAUAUCAUCUAUUGACUCACGGAGAGAAACAACAUCAAUGUGAG
Lottia gigantea (owl limpet) is the source of this 4167-nucleotide messenger RNA. RefSeq lists its product as hypothetical. The record is from RefSeq and is a predicted model, not a curated record. Gene Ontology annotation, biological process: regulation of DNA-templated transcription. The annotation marks the transcript as partial. Gene Ontology annotation, molecular function: RNA polymerase II cis-regulatory region sequence-specific DNA binding; zinc ion binding; protein binding. Lineage: Eukaryota; Metazoa; Mollusca; Gastropoda; Lottiidae. The transcript has 8 exons.